Molecule: messenger RNA, 4314 nt
Organism: Bombyx mandarina (wild silkworm)
Lineage: Eukaryota; Metazoa; Arthropoda; Insecta; Lepidoptera; Bombycidae
Gene: PCB
Product: Pyruvate carboxylase
Biological process (GO): gluconeogenesis; pyruvate metabolic process
Cellular component (GO): cytoplasm
Molecular function (GO): ATP binding; pyruvate carboxylase activity; metal ion binding
Source: RefSeq, a predicted model, not a curated record
AGCCCAGAAUUUGUAGUGUUGUAUCUGUGUUUGUACUUUUAUGUUGUCCCGUGUCCCGUAUUUUUUCUUGAGUAGUUCUUGGCUCGUCACUGUGACUUGUGUACUGUGUAAUCACAAAUUAAUUUUGCAAAAAUGUACAUGCCUUAAAUCUUUAAUUAUUUUUAAACUCAUGGAAUGAACUCUUAAAUCAGGAUUUAGAGCCGAGACGCCGAAGUACGACACAAAAAAACGAAACAUAACAAAAAAUAUCGAAAGAAUAUAAUAUAUCUACGUCUAGUCAAAGCAUUCACAAUAUAAUUGAAACAUUGCAAACGAAAAAAUAAAAAUAAACGUAAUGAAUCACUAAAAUGAAAUAAACUGUGUUAUUAGGAUAUUAAAUAGAAUUAUUAAGUUUGUACUUAUUUAGUUUAUCAAUUAAUAAGUUCACUAGUUUAAAUAAAAAUGCAAAUACUAAAGGCAAGAUUCGCGUUACGCGCCACAGCGUCGCAAUUCCAGGCAUGGAGCUCGGCCAAAACUCGGACAGCUGCUACGGACUCGAAGAUAGUGGAAUACAAACCAAUCAGAAGCGUUCUUGUUGCGAAUCGCGGUGAGAUCGCCAUACGUGUCUUCCGAGCAUGCACGGAACUAGGCAUCCGUUCUGUGGCUAUUUACAGCGAACAAGACAAACUGCAAAUGCACAGACAAAAAGCCGACGAAUCGUAUAUAGUCGGAAAAGGUCUGCCACCAGUCGAGGCCUACCUCAGCAUCCCGGAGAUCAUCAGGGUUGCGAAGGAGAACGACGUUGACGCCGUACAUCCCGGCUACGGUCUUUUAUCUGAAAGGGCCGAUUUCGCCCAGGCCAUCAUUAAUGCCGGUCUGCGGUUCAUCGGGCCCUCGCCCAAGGUCGUGCAGCAGAUGGGAGACAAAGUAGCCGCCAGAAAAGCUGCCAUCGAAGCAAAGGUGCCGAUUGUUCCCGGAACCGAUGGUCCGGUCACAACGAAAGAGGAGGCUGUGGAGUUCUGCAAAAGUCACGGUCUUCCGGUUAUCUUAAAGGCUGCGUACGGAGGCGGCGGUCGUGGUAUGAGGGUGGUCCGUAAGAUGGAAGAAGUGCCUUCGGCUUUCGAACGAGCUUCUUCAGAAGCUCUCGGCGCUUUCGGCAACGGUUCUAUGUUUAUUGAACGAUUCAUCGAACGACCCCGGCACAUCGAAGUACAGUUAUUGGGCGACAAAGCCGGCAACGUUGUGCACUUAUACGAACGGGACUGUUCGGUACAGAGGAGACAUCAGAAAGUCGUCGAAAUUGCUCCUGCACCGAAACUGGACCCUAAGAUUCGUCAGAAGAUGGUCGAGUGCGCCACGCAUUUGGCGCGGCACGUCGGCUACGAGAACGCCGGCACAGUCGAGUUCCUGCUCGACGACAAAGGGAACUUCUACUUCAUCGAGGUCAACGCCAGAUUGCAAGUGGAGCAUACCAUAACAGAAGAAGUCACAGGUAUCGACCUAGUACAGUCACAGAUACGUAUCGCCGAGGGGAUGACCCUGCCCGAACUAGGGUUGACGCAGGAUAAAAUACAAGCACAGGGAUACGCGAUACAAUGUCGUGUUACUACCGAAGAUCCCGCCAAUAACUUCCAGCCCAGUACGGGCAGAAUCGAGGUGUUCAGAUCCGGUGAAGGGAUGGGAAUCCGUCUCGACUCAGCCUCCACGUACGCCGGCGCCGUCAUCUCGCCGUACUACGACUCUUUACUUGUCAAAGUGAUCUCUCACGCUCACGACCUACCCUCGUCGGCGGCCAAAAUGAACAGAGCCCUCCGCGAGUUCCGCAUCCGAGGAGUCAAGACCAACAUCCCCUUCUUACUCAACGUGCUCGAGAACCAGAAAUUCCUAAACGGUUCGGUCGACACGUACUUCAUAGACGAAAAUCCGCAACUGUUCAUGUUUAAAGCCUCACAGAACAGAGCGCAGAAGAUCCUCAACUAUCUCGGCUAUGUGCUGGUCAACGGGCCGGCCACUCCUCUUGCCACCAAAAUACCCCCAUCUGACGUCAAGCCCUACAUACCUCAAGUGCCGCUGGUACGCUUUGGCUCUGACCUUUCCCCAGAGGCUAUUAAAAGACAGGAAUUAACCGGAGAAAACACAGCCGUCCAACCGCCGAAGGGCUACAAACAAAUACUCGACGAGGGUGGCCCCGAGGCCUUCGCCAAAGCGGUUCGGCAGCACAAGGGUCUGCUCCUGAUGGACACGACGUUCCGGGACGCGCACCAGUCGCUGCUGGCCACCAGGGUGCGGACCCACGACCUGCUCGCCGUCUCGCCCUACGUAGCGCACAACUUCAACAACCUGUACUCGCUCGAGAACUGGGGAGGAGCUACAUUCGACGUGGCCUUGAGAUUCCUCCACGAGUGUCCGUGGGAGCGUCUCCACGACAUGAGGCAGUUGAUCCCGAACAUUCCGUUCCAGAUGUUGCUCCGCGGCGCGAACGCGGUCGGCUACACCAACUAUCCCGACAACGUCGUCUUCAAGUUCUGCGACAUGGCCGUCCAAGCAGGAAUGGACAUCUUCCGAGUUUUCGAUUCGCUGAACUAUUUACCGAACUUGGUACUGGGCAUGGAGGCGGCCGCGAAGGCAGGCGGAGUCGUCGAGGCCGCCAUCUCGUACACGGGCGACGUUUCGGACCCCAGCAAAACUAAAUACGACCUGAAGUAUUACACGAAGCUGGCCGACGAUCUGGUGAAGGCCGGAACUCACGUGCUCGCUAUCAAAGACAUGGCCGGACUGCUGAAGCCCCAGGCUGCGAAGUUGCUGAUAGGCGCCAUCCGCGCGGCGCACCCGCACGUCCCGCUGCACGUGCACACGCACGACACGAGCGGCGCGGGCGUGGCCGCCAUGCUGGCGUGCGCGGAGGCGGGCGCGGACGUGGUGGACGUCGCCGUGGACUCCGUGUCCGGACUCACCUCGCAGCCCAGCAUGGGCGCACUGGUGGCUUCCUUGCAGGGCACCCCCUUGGACACCAAGAUACCGCUACAAAAGGUGUCAGAGUACUCGGCCUAUUGGGAGCAAGCUCGUACCCUAUACGGACCCUUCGAAUGUACGGCCACAAUGAAGUCUGGCAACGCUGAUGUGUACCUCAAUGAGAUCCCCGGAGGACAGUACACCAAUCUACAAUUCCAAGCGUUCUCCUUAGGACUGGGAAGCCAGUUCGAAGAGGUCAAGAAAGCUUACAGGGAAGCAAACCUCCUCUUGGGUGAUAUAAUCAAAGUUACUCCAUCGUCGAAGGUCGUGGGAGAUCUUGCACAGUUCAUGGUACAGAAUAAGCUGACGGCUGCCGAUAUCAACGCUAGAGCUGAGGAGCUCUCCUUCCCGAAGUCGGUGGUGGAGUACCUGCAGGGAGCUAUCGGGAUACCGUAUGGAGGAUUCCCUGAACCAUUGAGGUCGAAAGUUCUGAAAGACAUGCCGAGAAUCGAAGGACGUCCCGGAAAAGAGUUGCCUUCUCUGAACUUCGAUAAACUAAAGGGUGAACUGAAAGAAUCUUUCCCAGACAUAAACGACGAGGACGUGAUGUCGGCGGCCAUGUACCCGCAGGUCGCGAGCGACUUCUUCCGUUUCCGGGACAAGUACGGGCCUGUCAAACAUCUGGACACCAAGACCUUCCUGGUCGGCCCCGCGGUCGGCGACACCAUAGAGGUUAAGAUAGAGCGCGGCAAGACCCUGGACAUCAGGACGGUGGCGGUGUCGGAGGACAUGACGACCGCCGGCGAGCGCGAGGUCUUCUUCGAGCUCAACGGGCAGCUGCGGUCAGUCUUCAUCAGAGACGAGAACGCCAGCAAGGAAAUGAAGAUCCACCCGAAGGCGGUGAAAGGCGAUAAGAAUCAAGUGGGUGCCCCGAUGCCCGGAACCGUUCUCACUAUCAAAGUGAAGGAAGGCGACAAAGUCGAGAAGGGGCAGCCGAUAGCCGUGCUCUCCGCUAUGAAAAUGGAAAUGAUCGUUCAAGCCCCCAAGGCUGGUACCGUCAAGACCGUCUCGAUUACAAACGGACAAAAACUAGAAGGCGACGAUUUGAUCUGCACUAUCGAAUAACAAUAAUAAAAAAAACAACAACAAAAACAUCCGACGAGGUUAAUGCUUUAAAUUAAAAAACAAAUAUUGAAAAAUUCCUCAAACGCCACGAAACUGUAUCUCCAGUAAUAUUACCUCAACUACAAUUUAAGAAAUGAGUGGAUUAAGGGCAUAUGAUGCAAUUAGGUAAUUUUUAUUAUAAAAAAUACAAUUUAACAGUUUUUUUAAUUUUUAAAUAAACUACUACUAAUUGAAUAAGAACUGUCUGAUGAACUCAUC